Molecule: messenger RNA, 1905 nt
Organism: Juglans regia (Persian walnut)
Lineage: Eukaryota; Viridiplantae; Streptophyta; Magnoliopsida; Fagales; Juglandaceae
Product: coiled-coil domain-containing protein 22
Exons: 6
Coding region: 107-1747 (546 amino acids)
Biological process (GO): positive regulation of ubiquitin-dependent protein catabolic process
Molecular function (GO): cullin family protein binding
Source: RefSeq, a predicted model, not a curated record
ACAGGCUUCGUUGCUACCACAACCCAAAAAGACGCACAAUACAGAACACACUCGACACAAACAUAGCUGGGCGGACGAAUCUUCAAGUUCUUCGAAGAAAAAUACAAUGGACGAGUCGCAGGAGAUACUCAUGAACUCGCUGGAGAACUCCGGUAUUUCGAUCCCACCAAGCGUUUCUUCGCUCCGAGACCUCAACCCCAACAUCUUGGUCUCCAUCUGCGCCCAGUGCCUUAACCUUCUCGACCACACGGCAUCCUUUCCCACCUCUCUUCCCGAUGGAUCCAUGGCCACCCAGGUCAAGAUCUGUUCGGACAUCGCAUCAGGGAUUAAGAGUUUGGGUUACAUCGGAGACAUGAGUUUCCACAAGUUCCUGUAUCCGUCUGAAGAGGACUUGUAUAAGUUGAUCAGAUUCCUGGUGGAGAGACUUUCUGAGAUAUCUGAAGAUAGAAGAACUGCUGAUGUGAAGGAUGCUAAGGGUAGAGGGAGAAUAAAAGAUGAUGAUCAAAAAAGCACUUCCGAGGACCGGCAAAAGAAGGAUAAUAAUGGAGGGGUAGAUCUUAGUUGUAAGAAAGGCAGAGUCAAAUUGGAAGAUCUAAGACUGAAUAUUGAAGUGUCGGAGUGGUUGAAUACCAAGAUUGGAGAUGCCUCUCUUAGCAGGCUCCAUGAGGCUGAUCUCAUUCGAAGAAAAAUGGAUGAAGUGGCUGUUGAUGAUGUAUAUUUCUCCCGGACUGGAGAUUUCAGCAAGGACAAACUGACUACUGUAUUGAGUGGGAAGGAAUCUUCUGAAGAAGUGGUGGAUGCUGGAAGAGAUACAGCAGGAAAUGAAGAAACUGCAGCUUGGAGAGAUGAUAAGGAUGUUCUAGUGUUUGAACAGAAAGGAUCUUCUUUUAGAGAGCAAUCUUCCAAGAUAAUAUAUGAGACUGGAAAAACAAAAAAUAAAGAAAAAUCUUUUUUGGAGGAGAGAACAACAAAUAACACUGGACUACGGCGACUUGAGGAAGAAUUGGAACUGUUAAGGGCAGCAGCAGAGAUGGCUUUUGAUGCGGAGCAUCCCCUUGACUUCUACCUUGGGCAGCUCGAUGAGAAAAUUGAUGCCAAAAAGUGUAAUCUUGCUGAAUUGGAAUCGGCAUGGGAAGCUCUUAGAGAGUCUCUGGAAGAGAAGAAGAGAAGUCUUGAGGAGUCUUUAUAUGCCAACAACCCAGAAGCUCAAGAAAAGCUCCAAAAGUUGAGAGAAGUUGAGUUGGAAAAGCAGUGUGUCUUGUCUGAAAUUAGACAGAGGGAGGAGGAACAUUCUCAACUUUGUGCAGAACUUGAGAGACAGCCCAAAACGGCAUGUAGGAAUUCCUACAUUCAGCGGAUAAAGGAGAUAACAAAGAAUAGUCGGAAACAAGAUGCUGAUAUAGAUCGGAUCUUAAAAGAGACCAGGGAGCUUCAAUUGGAAAGUAACUCUACCCAAGAACGUCUUCAUCGAACUUAUGCUGUCGUAGACGAAAUGGUAUUCAGGGAAGCGAAGAAAGACCCAGUAGGAAGACAGGCAUAUAGACUUCUCACUAGCUUCCACGAGGCAUUCGAACAGAUAUAUGAGAAAAUCCUGGCCACUGAUAGAGUACAAAGAGAAGUGGCUGAACAUGAAAUGAAGCUAGCGGCUAUGGCAUCCCGUAGCUUAAAUGUUGAGAAGCUACAAGCUGAUCUGGAUGCCAUAAGGAAGGAAAAUGUGUACCUACAGCAAUGCCUCCGGGAUAAUUAAACCUGUGAUUUUUCAUUCUGAAACCAUUGUUUCAACUUCUCAAUACACUUUUGUUUAGCAAAGAAUAUUGUACAUUAUUACUUGAAUGAAAUUUUUACAAAGAUUUUAUACAAUAAACAUCGAUUGUAUAAAUAUAUGAAGUGGGAAAGGCAAAAGAA